Messenger RNA from Amoebophrya sp. A25, 1544 nucleotides. Lineage: Eukaryota; Dinophyceae; Syndiniales; Amoebophryaceae. The record is from the annotation of a GenBank genome assembly.
GGGGGGGGGGCCUCCCGCCCUGAGCCCUGGAACAUAUAUAUGAUAUAUAUAUUUGUGUCAAGAACAAACACGUACCUUAAUCAGUUCGCUGGUCCUCUUGUUGAACACCGUCUAGUCCAGUCAUCAUAUAUUUGUGUCAACCAUAAACAGAAUCAUCCACUUUGAUAAGAAAAAAUGCAACCGCGUACGCGCGAAGACAGGCACUUCUGGAGGCACAAGGAGAAUGUGGAGCGGGAGAGAUUGAGGAAUCGGACGGGUGGAUUUUUUCGAUACGAGGAUAACGCAGAUCCGAUUGCACAGGAGAAGUCAUGCCCGGCUUACAUCGCAGAAAAAGACCGUCAUGACGUCCGGGACAUGGCGGACAAAUUUCUGGCCGAGCGGCAGCUGCAGGAGGAUAAGAAGAAUCUUGUAACUGAAAUUCAUAGGGAAGCGCACCUGAAGCGGGAAUCUGAUCGAUGGGAGGCGAUCGAUUACAAGGAGCGUGCCGAAGCAGAGAGGCAGCGGCGGCUUAUCGAUGACCCCCUCAUAGGCAAGAAAAACGUCUCCGGAGUUCCCUUCGAUAUCGUGAAUCUCGAGUACAACUUAACCUUCAUCUUAAGUACAACAAGACUUUUCAAAUUCAAAUUCAAUUACUCCCAAACGGGUGUUUACUUACAACUUACUUUUUCACGCUCAUUUGUUUUUGAAGUGUGACUGUGAUCGGCAUCAGCCUGAUAGAUGUGAUAUUAUUUUUUACCUAGAAGUUCCUUCUAUUUCUAUAAUUAUUGAUGGUAAAAACCAUCGCAGGUACGAAAACACAUGGGAAGGGCGAAAGUUGAGGCACGAUGACGAAAUGACAAGGUAUCGGGGUGAUUUGCGAAAAGCAAAUUUGGCGUAUCGUGGGCACCUCGGUUUCAAUCCGAUACUUAUGACAGGGAUUUCUUUGUCCUCAAAGAGUAGGGUUGUGGCGUUUAUUUUUUCAUAUGACAACGGCAUAGAGGGCAUGCGUGAAAUGCCUUGAUAGUCGAUUAGAUUGAGGCUCGAUGUUAUCCAUUUGGCCAAUUUUUUCCUGCGGUUUCCUGUUCAUAUAUCUCGGUGAGCAGACACACGGCAUUUCCCAACCGAUAAAGCCAGACGCCUUCACCGAGCAGAAGCCAGCUGGUUUCGUCGCAAAGACCUCACAGUUAGGGUAGUGGACAGCGUCGAUGUUGCCUUGAGGUGUUGCGGAGAUGAAGAUUUAUUUACUUAUGCUGAGCUGUAAUGUGAAUGUGAUCAUGAUUUUGACAAAGAUAACGUUCCACUGCUAGUAAAAUUCUACCUCUAUAAAUAUGUCUAUCAUGCAAAAAUCCAACGAUUAAGAGUGGUAUCUUCCACUUCCACCUUUGGUAAAACAAGAAAGAUUCUCUGUUUUGAUCUAAAAAUAACGAUAAGUUGACUCUCUUCAGAGAAUAUUAUGCUAGUGUCCAGGGCGCUACGAGAGCAAACCGCCUUUGAUUUGCAAGUACAAGAUCGCUUGAUCUCUUGAAAGAGAGCGAGAGAGGACGUAAUUUUAUAGAACGAGGACG